Messenger RNA from Phragmites australis (common reed), 1211 nucleotides. RefSeq names its product homeobox-leucine zipper protein HOX12-like. Lineage: Eukaryota; Viridiplantae; Streptophyta; Magnoliopsida; Poales; Poaceae. Gene Ontology annotation, molecular function: DNA-binding transcription factor activity, RNA polymerase II-specific; sequence-specific DNA binding. The transcript has 3 exons. The coding region runs from base 290 to 1006 and encodes 238 amino acids. Gene Ontology annotation, cellular component: nucleus. Gene Ontology annotation, biological process: positive regulation of DNA-templated transcription. The record is from RefSeq and is a predicted model, not a curated record.
GCCCCAAGUAGAGCAGUGAGGCAGUGGCCAGUCCCCUCCUCUCGCUCGCCUCUCCCGCCUAUAAAUCCCCGUGCCGGACUCCGAGCUCAGAGACUCGGACACAGCUGGUCGGUCAAUGGACAACCCAACACAGCAACACCUAUAGAAAUAUCCAGACUGCAGAGCACAAACAAAGCUGGUAGUAUCCGCCAAAUACGAUCAAAGUGAGCAUUAGUCUGCACAGCAACAGCUGUAGCUCUUUUUGUUCCUGCGGUUUUAGUUUUGAGUGUGCUCUUGAGUUAGCUCAGAGAUGGGCCGCGAGGAGGAAGAGAGGCUCCUGUUCCCGUCGUUCUCCUUCCCGGGCGAGAGCUUCGCGGAGGCCGCCACUUCCGGCUCCGCAGGUGGUGAGCAGAAGAAGGCUCGGCAGCGGCGGAGGCGGAAGGCGCGACCGCCGGCGGAGGGAGAGGGCGGGGACGAGCAGUUCAAGAAGCGGCGGCUGAGCGACGAGCAGGCGCGGUUCCUGGAGCUGAGCUUCAGGAAGGAGCGGAAGCUGGAGACGCCCCGCAAGGUGCAGCUUGCCGCCGAGCUCGGCCUCGACGCCAAGCAGGUCGCCGUCUGGUUCCAGAACCGCCGCGCCCGCCACAAGAGCAAGCUCAUGGAGGAGGAGUUCUCCAAGCUCCGCGCCGCGCACGACGCCGUCGUCCUCCAGAACUGCCACCUCGAGACCGAGCUGCUGAAGCUGAAGGAUAAGCUGGCGGAUGCCGAGGAGAAGAAUAGGAAGCUCAUGGCGGCGGCCGCGGCGGCAACCGGCGGCGCCGCGGGCAGCAGCAGCCCGAGCUCGUCGUCGUUCUCGACAGUGACGUACCACCCGGCGGCGAUGGUGGGGCAGUUCGGGGUGGAGGAGGAGGCCGCUGAGUACGCAUACAACAGCUACAUGAACAUGAGCGAGUACGCAUACAACAGCUACAUGAACAUGAUGGACUUGGCUCCCAGCUACUUCGGCGGAGUCUACGAUCACUUCAACUGAGAGCAGGAGUAUUAACUAUCUAUUUUCGUGUUCAUCAAUUUGCAGGGCACGUAGCAGCAGCAGCAGCAGUAAUUAAGCCAUGUAGAUUAGUAAUUGGUAAUCUCUGUAAAUAUGUGUGGAUUAUCAUGCAAGUUCAUGUCAUGGACUGAUCUCUGUGAUGUAGUAUUGGGAUGCAGUGAAGUCAGAAGUGAACAAUAAUUGGUAA